UUAACGAUACGACUAGGAUAGGGCCGCUUUCGAUGAAACAGUUUAAUUUCUUGUCUUUCGGAGGUCUCACUUAAUUUUUUUAUUGUCUCUUAUCAUCAAAUUAUUAAUUAUCGAUAGCCGUACAUAAGUACUAUCAAACUUCAAACUUAAAAAAAAAAAGUUGAUAAAGUAAAAAUAUUUCUAUAGUUUGAUAAACUACUAUUUUUAUUAUGGGUAUUGGAGUGUAUCAAUUACUCGGUCUUGUGAUUAUUUUAUCUCUUGGUUUUAAGGUCGUCGACUGUGAAGAUCAAGGGGAUAAUUUACUUGGUAUUAAUUCGACAGAAGGAAUAAUUGAAAGUAAUUGUUCUGAAAAUUCAGCAAGAGAUUUCCCAGAGGAAUUAUUUACGAAAGAUCAAUUACGCAAAGGUGCUGUUUUGUUGCAUACAUUUUUUGGUUUUUAUUGUUUUCUAUUAACUGCUUACGUAUGCAAUGAUUAUUUACUACCAGCAUUGGAUAUUAUUUGUGCCGAUUUAAAAAUAACAGCCGAUGUUGCGGGUGCGACAUUUUUAGCAACAGCGAGUUGUUUUCCUGAAUUAUUUGUAAAUGUUGUGGGUACAUUUUUAACAGAAUCUGAUCUUGGAGUCGGUACUGUUGUAGGUGGUGCUGUUUUUAAUACAUUUGCGACACCAGCUUUUGGAGCUUUAUCUGCUGUUCAGGGAAUACAAUUAGAUGGAUGGAUUUUAUCACGUGACUGUAUUAUUUAUAUUAUAUCUGUUAGUGUAUUAGUUAUUGUUAUGUGGGAUUCACGUAUCACUUGGUACGAAGCUAUGAUUUUAAUGAUAUUAUUCACGGCAUAUUUUGCUUUACUGUUUCUCAAUAAAUUUCUUAUUAAAUUUACAAAGUAUAUAAAAACUUUGUUCAAUAAAAAAUCAACGCUUGUUGUUAAAACUGAAUCUAAAAUCAAUCAAGACAUGUUAAUAGGAUCUUACAAACCAUUCGUACAUGGAGAAAUGAAAUUUGAGUACAGAAAAAGUGUACAGUGUAGUAAAAAAAAAGAAGUAGAAAAUGGAAUUUGUAAGAUGGAAAUAAAUGAAAAAUUUGAAGAAUAUAUUGAGCCAGAUACGCCAUUUGUACGGCCAACCGGAAAUUUUUUAAAAAAAUUUUGGUACUUAUUUACGUGGCCAUUAAGAUUGAUUUUAUUUUUAACGAUACCUGACACUCGUUAUAAAAAGUUUCAUAAUUGGUAUCCAAUAACUUUCAUAAUGUGUGUUAUUUGGAUAGCCAUUUCGUCUUAUUUAGUAAGUUGGAUGAUGACUGUCGUUGGUGAUACUCUUGGUAUAUCUGAUUCUGUAAUGGGAUUAACUUUUUUAUCCGCUGGCGGGAAUAUGCCUGAACUUGUAUCUAUUAUGAUUCUUUCACGACAAGGAAACGGAGAUAUGGCGAUGAGUAAUACACUCGGAGCAAAUACACUUGAUAUUUUAUUGUGUUUGGGCUUACCAUGGAUGAUCAAAACUCUUAUGACAAGCAGCGAUGUUGUCAUUGAGUCUAGUGCCAUAGCAUACAGUGUUAUGUCUAUAGUUGUUUGUGUUAUGGGAUUUUUUGGUGUCACUGCGUUUUAUAAGUAUCAAUUAAACCGUAAAGUCGGUAUCGCUUGUCUUAUUAUGUAUGUAUUUUUUUUAACAUUUGCUAUCAUGAUGGAGUCCAAUAUUAUUUUUUCAGUUAACUUACAGAGUAUAUUUUGUGAUGAUGGAUAAUAUAUAUAUAUAUUAUUUCAGUGAGUUGAUAAUAAAUUUAAAAUAAGUGCUGGCACUUAUUAAUUAUAAAAAAAAGU
Messenger RNA from Microplitis demolitor, 1810 nucleotides. Its product is annotated as sodium/potassium/calcium exchanger 4. Gene Ontology annotation, cellular component: membrane. The record is from RefSeq and is a predicted model, not a curated record. Gene Ontology annotation, biological process: calcium ion transmembrane transport; intracellular calcium ion homeostasis. The coding region runs from base 210 to 1733 and encodes 507 amino acids. NCBI's taxonomy places the organism in Eukaryota, Metazoa, Arthropoda, Insecta, Hymenoptera, Braconidae. The transcript is spliced from 6 exons. Gene Ontology annotation, molecular function: calcium channel activity; calcium, potassium:sodium antiporter activity.